UGCGCAUUCACGAACAAGGCGCGGAACCAACCCUGCUCGCAACUUGAACUUGGUCCACCAUUCGUAUGCUGCAACGGCGUGCGACACAGUGCUGAGAUGUCCGAAGCAAUGGUCGUAGAUCCACCGGACUCUGGCGAAACGUCUUUCCUUGGCGAACAAGACAAGACGCAACCGACCGACGACAUCCUGAACGCCUUGCGACAGCUCAACCCGAACUCUUUCCCGCACCCGCAGAAUGGCGGCGCGAACGUGCAGAGCCCCAUAAAGCAAGAACUUACACCAUCACCGCCGUCAGAAUGGGAACAGCUACGCGCACAAUUGCGGGAAAAGCCACACGACGCAGACGGGUGGCUGAGACUGGUUGACCUCGCAGAAGACUCGGGUGACAUGGAGAGGAUCAAAGAGACUUACGAGGGACUGCUGGAGGCCUAUCCGAACACCUCUUCUGCCCAGAUAGCCUACCUGAAUCACUAUACCGACAACCCUGAGACGUUCGGAUCUGCCGUCACCUUGUUCAAACGCUACCUCACCAAGUCGUCGUCUGUGGAUCUCUGGAAGUUCUAUCUCACCUUCGUCAGGAGAGUCAACACCGGACCGAAUUCGCGUGACAUUAUUCGUACGGCCUACGAGUUCGCUCUCGGCCAUGUCGGCCAGGAUAAAGACAGCGGUGAGAUGUGGAGUGAUUACAUCCAGUUCCUCAAGGCGGGCGAGACAACAUCAACAUGGGAGGAGCAACAAAAGAUGGACGCAGUGCGCAAGGCGUAUCAGCGAGCGGUGCAAAUACCGAUGGACAACAUCAAGCGCCUUUGGGAGGAGUAUCAGGACUUUGAGAACGGACUGAACAGGAUAACGGCAAAGAAGUUCUUGUCCGACCUGCAAGAGAGCCACAUGCAGGCACGUACCGUGCUGACGACCCUGCAGGAACACCUAAAUAUCCUCUUUCCCCCUCCCCCUCCGUCGAAGUCCGCGAGACCGCCAAUAUGGCUGCCUCGGCCUCCCGCGUUCAAUGCUGGAGACAGGGCGUUGGUAGGGCGGUGGCGCCAGUACCUGAAGUGGGAGGAGAGCAACCCAUUGAAACUGGAUGAUAAGGAUAAGGGCAACCUGCACGCACGCCUUCAGGGAGUUUACAAGAAGGCUGUCGUCCGCAUGCGGUUCUUUUCGGAAAUAUGGUACAUGGCGUACGUAUGGACGAAUAAUAUUGGCAAAAUUGACGAAGCUGUUGCUCUGUUAAAAGCGGGCAUAGAAGCGAAUCCAUCUAGCUUCGUUCUUAACUUCGCCUAUGCGGAGGCUCAGGAAAUGGCAAAGAACUACGCCGAAGUGCAUGCGACAUUUGAGAAGUUCCUUGAGGUAUUGAAGACGGACCUCGACGCGGUUGAGAUCAGGAUCAACUCAGCGAACUCCUCAUUCUCCUCGAACAUCUCGCAGUCUCAGAAGACGGAGCCUGCUGACAACUCGCAGCCUGACCCCGGGUCGCAGUCACAAGGCGGGUCGUUCACGACGGAGAAGGCGGACGAGAAGCCGCCUAAAAACAAGGAGCUCUCCGAGCGACGGACGGAGUAUGGCAUCGCAUGGGUAUCGUACAUGCGAUUUGCGAGGCGCGCAGAGGGUCUGAAACCCUCGCGAGCUAUCUUCGGUAAGGCGAGAAAGGAGCGGUGGACGCCUUGGGAAGUAUACGAGGCUGCUGCCAUAAUGGAGUAUCAUUGCAACAAGGCCGCCGAUGUCGCGAACCGCAUCUUCGAGAAAGGGAUGGAGUCGUUUAGCGACGAAGUGGAGUUUGUCCUCCGGUACCUGGGAUUCUUGAUCUCCAUCAACGACGAAAACAACGCGCGCGCGCUUUUCGAGCGGGUCAUUGGUACGUUCCCGCCUGAGAAGGCGCGGCCGCUGUGGGAACGCUGGUCAAAAUAUGAGUAUCAGUAUGGUGACCUCGAGGCCGCGCAUAAGCUCGAGAAAAGGAUGGCGGAGGCAUAUCCGAACGAUCCCCCGAUCAAGCGAUUCGCCGAACGUUACAAGUAUCUUGGGACAGAUGCGAUUGCUAACCGCGACCUCGGCUUCAGUCUCUCGCGCCAGGGCAACGGUCGCUCAAACGGCAGCGCCACCCUCGGUCGCACUGAUACGCAGAUGUCUCUUGUGUCCAAUCCGCCUUCGCAGCCCCAGGCAACGCCGAGCUCCUCAAAACGACCCUCGUCUCCAGAGUCACACGGCAGGAGGCGUGACGAUAGCCGCGCUCCUGAUUAUGGUCCGCCGUCCAAGCGUCAACGAGCCGUUUCGCGAGAUCGCGACCGGGACCGGUGGGACGGGCCACCUCGCAGACGUCAUGGUAGCCCGGGCUGGGACAGGGAGCGCGAGCGCGAUGGUCCUGGACGUCGGAGCAUGAGAGAGGAGAGAGAGGAAGAGAAGCAGGUCACCCUUCCCCCGGUUUUGUCGUGGUUCGCUGGAAUGCUGCCGGCGCCGUCCUCGUUCGAUGGUCCUGUCUUUCGGACUGAUGAUCUGAUGCAAGUAUUCAGAAACGCUGUCAUCCCAUCUAGUUCGAGCGUGACCACAGGUCGAUCACCUCCCCCACCGCCCCGAGGAGGUGGCCGCCCACCGCCUGACUACGGACCGUACCAAGGUCCAGGAGGAGGCCGUCGCGGUCGAUAUUGAUAGAUCAUCGCAUGGGUAUUUGUAAUGCAACGUUCCAUGAGAUACUUCGGCCUUACUGUCUUGUCACUAUGCCUUAUCUUCUAACAUCCAUGCCGCACGUUCUCUUCACUGUUUUCGAUGGCAGUUAUGUUUCAAUGCAUGAGCUGAAGGCGAAGAA
This is a messenger RNA of Rhodofomes roseus, 2797 nucleotides long. RefSeq names its product Suf-domain-containing protein. Gene Ontology annotation, biological process: mRNA 3'-end processing. Gene Ontology annotation, cellular component: nucleus. Gene Ontology annotation, molecular function: protein binding; mRNA binding. The coding region runs from base 97 to 2640 and encodes 847 amino acids. The record is from RefSeq and is a predicted model, not a curated record. The transcript has 12 exons. Lineage: Eukaryota; Fungi; Basidiomycota; Agaricomycetes; Polyporales; Fomitopsidaceae.